AUGCGUGAUGGCUUUCUGUCCGAGUACUACGCCCAUAUGAUCAAGAUGAAUCGUUGCCUGGGCCAUGUCAAAGCGUAUAUGCACUUGUUCGCACAUACAUAUCCCGGCAGCCGCGUGCUGGAAAUCGGCGCUGGUGUUGGCUCGUGUACUGAACCCGCUCUGCAGGGACUUAUGGCCGAGCAGCAGCCUGGUGACAGAGCUUCGCACUAUACUUUUACUGACAUCUCGGCAGGCUUCUUUGAGCCUGCAGCCCGCCGAUUUGCAGCUUAUGCUGACUAUAUGACAUUCCAGAAGCUCAAUAUAGAGAGGGAUCCUGUGGCACAAGGCCUGAUACCAGGUGCAUAUGACCUUGUGCUCUCGUGUAACUGCUUGCAUGCCACUAGGAGCCUGGUCCAGACACUGAAGUAUGCUCGCACGCUCCUUCGGCCUGGCGGCAAGCUAGUUCUGGUUGAGACAACAACACCACAUGUCGACCAGAGCCUGGCCUUCGGCCUGUUUCCCGGCUGGUGGCUGAGCGAGGAACCUGAGCGUGCUGACUCGCCCCUGGUGAGCGCGGCUGAAUGGGGACGCUAUCUUGCUGCUGCUGGGUUUGGGGGGCUGGAUGUUGUGUUAGGGGAUGCAGGGGAGGAUGGGGACUCGACUUACUCGGUCAUGAUUGCCACAGCUGUCGAGGAAACAGUGGCACGUAUUUCAGGACCAAGGAAGACAAUCGAUUUCGCACCGUUUCCGCCUGGAAUAGACGUGCCGACCCAGGACUUCAAGAGCCUGCAGGCAGCACUGGAUAGCUCGAUGGGCAGUGAUCUAUGCUAUUUCGAUGCGGCAGUUUCCUCGAGGACAAAGGAGUCCACUGUUGUAGUCCUGUCCACAGGUAUAUCAACUCUGUCUGACCUCACCACCGACCAGUUCGACAACCUGAAAGCCCUGACGCUGUCAACCAGCAAAGUCCUCUGGGUCUCACGAGGUGUAGCCAUAGACACGCCAAACCCUUGGGCAGCUCUUUGUAUAGGUCUACUGCGCACCCUCCGCCUAGAAUAUGGCCAUAACAGGUAUGUAUCCCUAGACCUGGACCCAGCGCAGGAUAUAUGGCACGCCGAUUCAGUCAAAGCUAUCUGCGCCGUGCUGCGACUGAUGGAGGACGACCGUAUCUGUGAAUACGAGUUUGCCGUUCGUAAGGGCGAAGUUCUUGUGCCGCGUCUGCGGCGGUACGCAAUGCAAAACAAGGUAGAGGCCAGAAUGGGUAGCGGCGAGAGUGGAUUAGGAGUCACGACCACACCUGCAUUUAGCCUCAACGCAGGCGGCGCAUAUCUUGUUGUCGGGGGACUAACUGGUAUCGGCCGCGAGGUAGUGCGCUGGCUUGCGCGAGAGGGUGCCCGGUAUGUCAUUGCUAUAUCACGACGGGGACCAACAGACCAGCCGCAGCAAACACAGGCCCUGGCGGCUGAGCUGGAGACCCGGGGUUGCAAGCUGAUUCCAUAUGCAUGCGAUAUAGCUGACAGCGCUGACCUGGCACGCUUCCUCGACCUAGCCCGCGUCAUGCUUCCUAUACGCGGCGUUAUCAAUGCAGCCCUCGCACUUGCUGAUGCUGCCUGGGCUGAUAUGACAUUACAGCAGUGGAAGGUGCCGCUUGCGGCUAAGUAUAGUGGCUCAUGUAAUUUACAUGCCGCGUUCGCCGCUGAGGAACUUGACUUCUUCAUUUCCCUGUCAUCUGUCACAGGCGUUGUUGGAUCCCACGGACAGGCCAACUAUACAGCAGUCUCAACCUUCCAGGACGCACAAGCACGCUGGCGCGUUGCAGCCACUCAGAAAUUACCAGGUGUCUCGAUUGCCCUUGGCGGCGUAUUAGGCGCCGGCUAUAUACAGCAAACAGCAGGUGUAGCAGAGCGGGCAGCGCGGGCCGGAUGGCGCCUCCAUGAUAUACGCGAGGUGCUAUGGCUUAUCGAGCUAGCAAUCCGGUGCCCCCGCGCGGGCCAGGUUAUAGCAGGUAUCUCGCAAUGGACAGUAGAUGCAACAGCAGGACAACAGACUGGGGCGUCAUCAUCAUCGCCGCCUGCGUGGCGUCGCGAGAGGCGCUUCUCAGCCCUGCCAGUGCAGAACCAGGGCAAUAACCCGGCCGCGAUUGAUAGGGAUGAAGAUAUGGACGAUAGUGUGUCGCUAGGAGAGAGACUCUUGGCCGCAGAGUCAGAUGAGGCCAGGCUCACGAUGCUCGUCGAUGCCCUACGUCACCGUUUAGCCGACAUGUUUGUGCUCGCUCCGUCAGCCAUUGAUAUGGCACAGCCGCUUGCCGCGCUGGGUGUUGACUCGCUUGUUGCGGUUGAGCUGCGUAACUGGCUUGCGGCAAGUGGGGUACGUGACGUGAGUAUCUUUGAUGUUAGCCAGAGUCAGAGUUUAAGCGCGUUGGCAAAGAGGCUUAUAGCUAAGAUUGUAUAA
This is a messenger RNA of Fusarium proliferatum ET1, 2427 nucleotides long. RefSeq lists its product as uncharacterized. Gene Ontology annotation, molecular function: phosphopantetheine binding; fatty acid synthase activity. The transcript has 2 exons. Gene Ontology annotation, biological process: fatty acid biosynthetic process; secondary metabolite biosynthetic process. Bases 1 to 2427 code for a protein of 808 amino acids. The record is from RefSeq and is a predicted model, not a curated record. NCBI's taxonomy places the organism in Eukaryota, Fungi, Ascomycota, Sordariomycetes, Hypocreales, Nectriaceae.